CGAUCGAUCGCAAAUCAGUAAGCUUUAAGAUCGCUUCCCAGUUGGGUCGCAACAUGCCAGGCGAAUGGGUUUUCCUCACCAUCUUCUUGGUCCCGAUGGCCUCCGGGGGCACUACGGCGCCGUCGCUCUCCGCCAGCCCAGUGGUCUUCGCCCGGAAAUUUUUCCGGGCCAUCACCGAGGAGCCAGGGCCCCAGGUUAAUGUGCUGGUGUCCCCGGCAGCCGCCCGCAGUGCCAUGACCUUGGUCUUUAUGGGCGCCGCCGGCAAGAGUGCCGAAGAGUUGCGCUCCAACCUGAUCCUAGGAGCGGCCAAAAAAACGGAGAUAGCCAAACAACAUGCCGAGUUCUGGAGCAAGGAAUGCACCUGUGCCGAGAGGGGAGUAGCCCUGCGACUGGUCACCCGUCUGUACGUUAGCGAAGAGGAGGUCCUGCGCCCCGAUUUCAAUGUAACCGCUAUGGAGUUCUUCAAUGCCCAGGCCGAUGCUGUCGAUCUGCUGCAUCCCGACGCCGCCGUAAACAAGGUCAACAAAUGGCUGGAGAAACAGACCUUCUACACGGUCAAGAAUCUGCUCAAGCCGUCCUCCUUGAGCCCGAAGACCAGUGUCGUCCUGGUCAAUUCCCUUUUCUUCCGGGCCAAGUGGGCCAAAUCAUUCCCGUUGGAAAACACCUCUCCAGAGGACUUCUGGAUAAAUCUUCGCCAGCGAAUGGAGCUCCCAAUGAUGCGACAAACUGGACACUUUCGCUACGGCGAGUCCAAGCGACUCAAGGCCCAGAUCCUGCAGCUGCCCUUCGAGGACUCCAAUCUAACCAUGAUGAUAAUCCUGCCGAAUGAAAUCGAUGGGCUGGCGGAAAUGGAAGAGAAACUAGGAGAACUGGACAUGAAUGAGGUGGCUGCCAGAAGCAAGAUGCAGGACGUGGAAGUCUCCUUCCCCAAAUUUAGGAUCGAAGGGGAAAUGGACCUUAAAGUUCCACUAACGAAGAUGGGAAUUUCGAGAGUUUUUUCAUCAAGCCAAGCGGAUUUGAGUAACUUGUUCGCCAACAGGAAGCCUCAAAGUAUCUCAGAGGCAAGGCACAAAUUGUAUCUACUAGUCAAUGAAGCUGGCUGUGAAACAGCGCCGGAACCAGAUACCCACAUCCAUAAGACGAAAAACAAUCCUGAUCGUAAAAUCUUCAGAGCCGAUCGACCAUUUGUCUUUGCGAUUCGCAACUUCAAGGCCGUGUACUUGGUGGGCCAUUUCAUGAAGCCUUAAUUGGAGGGGCGGUGUUCGAAGUGAAAUUCUUUUAUGGUGAUGGCCCAGAGGCAAUCGUGGCAGCAGAAGGCAAUAUCCCAAUGAACAUCAAAUUAUUGCCAAACAAAUGUACACAAUGCCCAAAAAAUACAAAAAAAAGAACAUAACAGCCGGCACAGGCAAACCAGA
Messenger RNA from Drosophila ananassae, 1415 nucleotides. RefSeq names its product serine protease inhibitor 42Dd. Gene Ontology annotation, molecular function: serine-type endopeptidase inhibitor activity. NCBI's taxonomy places the organism in Eukaryota, Metazoa, Arthropoda, Insecta, Diptera, Drosophilidae. The transcript is spliced from 5 exons. The coding region runs from base 54 to 1247 and encodes 397 amino acids. The record is from RefSeq and is a predicted model, not a curated record.